CACACACUUUAAACAGUACUUGGAUUUUCAUCAACACUUUUAACACACACACGUAUUGCUGUAAGCUAAACUUCAGUGCAACAGCGCCCCAUGCUGUUUCGCCUCUGACGCUCGGGAGCGUCUCUGCUGCUGGAAGCAGUCUGAUGUUUAGCACGUUUAAUAAAGUCUUCCGUCCUUGUGUGUCCUGAAGUUUAACGUCUUUUCUCUUUGUGUGUCCUGGUGUUUAACGUCUUUGGUCCUUGUUCUGGCUUCAUCUCCGUAUCAGAUCCCCCAGCCUCCUGAGGACCAUGUGGCUGUACAGUCGUCCAGCAGCUUGGGUUUCGUUUCUGCUUUUGGCCGGGACAUGUGAACCUCUCGGAUGACUAAAGCUGAGUUGCCGCAGCGCUGGAAACGCAAACAGAAACGCGAAGCAGAAGUGGCCGCUCGUGGGUAGCACCACUAUGAGAAAUGCACCCUGUGUGGCAGCAUAUGUCUGUUAUUCUCGGCUUCUUAAGACUUGCAUUUAACGAUGGACGAGAGCGGGAGAAACAUGCGUCUGAGGGAGUGGUUAAUUGCUCAGAUUGACAGCGGAAAGUACGCGGGUCUUAGCUGGGAGAACCGCGAGAGGACGACGUUUAAAAUCCCGUGGAAACACGCCGCGAAGCAGGACUACAGGCAGAGUGAGGACGCCGCGCUGUUCAAGGCCUGGGCUGUGUAUAAAGGGAAGUUUCGCGAAGGCAGGGAUAAGGCGGACCCUUCUGCAUGGAAGACACGUCUCCGCUGUGCCCUCAAUAAGAGCACAGACUUCCAGGAGGUCCCAGAGCGCAGUCAGUUGGACAUCUCAGAGCCCUAUAAAGUCUACCACAUCGUGGAGGACACAGAGAGGCCUACAGAAACCCUGGUGGGUUCACUGAAGACACAUGUUAGUCAGGUGGGCAGACUUCUGAAAGAUCCACAGAAUGUCCUCACGCAGGAUGGUGUAUACGGUGAAUCAAACUGCAAGCACUCAAAUGAGAGACCAGUGGACAGGAGGUUGGUUGUCCAUGCCAGCUACAGUGCUCCUGCUUACGAGAGCCCUAGUCCAGUCUCUGUCUCUCUGCUCCCCAAUCUGGGCCAGAUCUCAGAUUUUAGACUGCAGGUGUGUUUGCUCUACCAUGGUCUCCUAGUGCAGAAGGUGAUCAGCAGUUCUCCCGAGGGCUGUUUCAUCUUGCAGGGCUCGGCCCCGGUGGGGAGUGAGCGGAUCUACGGCCCCUGCGCGGCGCACAAGCUCUUCUUCCCCCGGGUGGACGUCACGCCCCUGCCCCUGGGCAUCGGCCAGGCUAUGAGCUGCCUGCUGCCCCACCUGGAGAAAGGUGUGCUGGUGUGGGUGGCCCCCGACGGUGUGUUCAUCAAACGCUUCUGCCAGGGCAGGGUGUACUGGUAUGGCCCUCUGGCACAGUACAGCAACAAGCCCAACAAGCUGGAGAGAGAGCGCACCUGCAAGCUCCUGGACAUACACAUCUUUCUGCAAGAGUUACAUCGCUACCUACAGGGUGGAGGACCAAGGCCACGCUACGAGAUUGACCUGUGCUUCGGAGAGGAGUUUCCUGAUGCCACACAACCAAAGAGCAAGAAACUGAUCACAGCACAGGUGGUGCCCCUAUUCGCCCACGAGCUCCUGGUGCAGCUCAAGCUGGUUAAAGGUGAAGAUAAGUAAUGUUCAGGCAUAUGGCAGCAGCCAGCAGAGAGAAGACCAGCUCCAGCCAUCCUCACUGUUGUGGCCAGAAGACAAGCGGAGGCACAGCGGACACGUGUAUCCACACCACAGGCUUAAGCAACACUCCGGCUUCCAGCAAUGAAAGGAAAACCGCAGGGCGGAAUUAUACCCCCCCCCCCCACACACACACACGUUUUGUUUCCUAUUCACUUACAGAAUCAACACAAUUUUAAAAUGAAUUAUGAAACUACAUUUCUAGCAGAGCAGCUAGAAAUGAGAUCUGGUUCAAGACCCAGGAAGUAUCUGUACUGUAAUAUAUGUCACUCUGGAUGAGAGCGUCUGUUAAAUGCUGUGCAUAUAAACACGCGAGGGUUAUGCAGUAUGCUACAAUUCUAGUCAAGAACAUGGGAGAGACAGUCUAGAACGUGGCAUUGAGAUGUUCUACACGGAGACUUUUGCUGGAACAUUUCACAAUAUCCAAAGCCACAUUAUUUACUGGGCAGUUAACAACAACCAAAUCCAUGGAAUCUAUACUGGCACCUAGUGGCCUGGAUAUUUUAAACAUGGCUGUCUCAUGCAGGGGACCCAUGCUACGCAGCGUAAACAUUUGAGGUUCAUUUGAGGACUACAAAGCAAUUUGAUUCUUCAUCUCUUGUGAGCUGCACUUUCCGGAAGAGAAUCACCGUCAUAAAUACUGUUUGCUGCGUUUUGGUGGUAAUGACUUAUUGCUCCUUUAAGUCACCAGGAUUCUAUUGUCUGCAUCCGUGUUUGAUGCCAUGCACGUACACAUCUGAGAGCCAUGGCUCAGAGCACGCGUCAUUUGUACGAACACCAAGGCUAACUAAAUCAAUCCAAGCACCAUUGGCUAGCAUUAAUGUUAUCUGACCAGCUGACCUAGCUAACGACGUUGUCUCGGUUUGUUCCCUGUGGUCACAUUUCCGUUCAGGUGAUUUUUUAAACAAAGAUUGCUUUGGCACUUUAUAGCGCUUAUUGAUAUAACCUGUCUGUAAGGUUUUAAGGAAGAAUUUUUACCAGCAAUUAUUGUUCCCAUUUCCUAUAUUGAGAUUCAUUUUUAAGUGCUAAAGCAAUUUUCGUAAAAAAAAUUACUUGAAUGAAAGAAUAGGCAAUGUUAGUCAACACUGAUCAAUUCUAGUUCCACACAGAAGUCCUACUCUUUGACAUUUUUAUAGAUGGGAGGGGUUUGGGCAAUAGGACACUAGCGUUUCCGCAUCUGACAAACUCAAAUCAUUACAAAGUGGCCAUUUUCCUUUUCCCAAAUCCCCUGUCGGAACACUGCAUGUGUCGGGGAAUUGGCUCUGAGUGUUAGGAACAAAACCUCCGUCAGCCUUACCUGGCAGAAGGACUGCCCAUUUUAGAACGGGGGCGGGGUCUGACAAAAUGAAUGAGUGAGUUAUUGGACAUUGGAAAGGACACUGGACACACUUUGUAUAUGGACCUUGACUGCCCAGAAGCACAAUAUGAUGCUCACUGGAAAGAAAUCCCAGCUUUAGCUUCUCUGGGUCUUUAGUGUAUAGCCUAAGUGUAACAUUUAUUUUGCCUUUAACUGUGAUUUAUUUUUUUAAAAACCCGUAGGAAUGUCAGUCAAAUGUAGCCUAUCAUGUUAAAGGAAUAUGCCAGGUAAAGAUGCCAAUGUAACUAGCAAUGAAUAAAAGAGAACUUGCAUCAGUUAGCUUCAUACAAAUGACAUCAUGUAAAUGACAUCACACACAUGAAAAUGACAUCGUGUAAAUGACAUCACACACAUGACGUUAAUGACAUCAUGUCGUCUGGUGACUACAGUUCUUCCUGCAAGUUAACUGUAUUAGCAUGAGUGGUUGAGCUAAUCCUUUCAAAAAUGAUCAUUACUCUUAUUAACUUUUGUUUUUCUUAAUGUUGGUCUCUUGUUUACAUUAAAGACUAGACACAUUCAUGACUCAAAGGAACCUUGGUUAGAAAAUGAAAAAAGUAUUCAAAGCAACCUAAGCAAUGUAACUGGAAAAUCUAGUAUAAAAUCGUUUCUACACACACACACACACACACACACACACACACACACACACACAUAUAUAUGCUCCAAUAUUACUUCUUGCUGCAAAAGUUACAACCUCAAC
Molecule: messenger RNA, 3786 nt
Organism: Electrophorus electricus (electric eel)
Lineage: Eukaryota; Metazoa; Chordata; Actinopteri; Gymnotiformes; Gymnotidae
Gene: irf10
Product: interferon regulatory factor 10
Biological process (GO): immune system process; regulation of transcription by RNA polymerase II
Cellular component (GO): nucleus
Molecular function (GO): RNA polymerase II cis-regulatory region sequence-specific DNA binding; protein binding; DNA-binding transcription factor activity, RNA polymerase II-specific
Source: RefSeq, a predicted model, not a curated record